CAUAUUUACAAGGAAUGUUAAUAUCAAGUUGUAAAGGCGGAAGGUAUUUUUGUAUGGAAACGGAAGUAAAUUGAAUGGUCGGUGUGUGAGUUAUUGCAGUAGACACAGAAAUAUGGCUAGCUGCAAAGAAAGUUUGAUAGUGGCUGCCUUUGAUAUUGGAACGACCUAUAGCGGGUAUGCAUAUUCAACCAAUAACGACCCCAGAAAUGUUUGCACCAACCAAAUUUGGAUUGCCGGGGGCAGAGCACUCGUUUCUCUUAAAACCCCAACAUGCGUCCUUCUAGAUCCCCAUGGAAAGUUUCACUCGUUUGGAUACGAAGCUGAGAACCAUUAUGCUUCUUUGGCCGAAGACGAAAAUCAUCACGAGUGGUACUACUUCAGACGAUUCAAGAUGAUGUUGCAAGAAGACAAGGAAUUAGCUAGGGAAACGAUGCUUGAAGAAAUCAACGGCAAGAACAUGGAAGCUCUAAAGAUAUUCUCCUAUUCGAUUGAAUACCUAAAGGACCAUCUCAUGCGUACGUUACACAACCGUCUACCUGAUGUUACUGAGGAUGAUAUUCAAUUCGUUUUGACUGUUCCUGCCAUUUGGAAUGACCGUGCAAAGCAGUUUAUGAGAGACGCAGCCAACAAGGCGGGUAUCGGAAAUAACAAGCUGGUUAUCGCACUGGAGCCCGAAGCAGCUUCGAUUUGGUGUCAAGGAAUCGAGACAGAAGUUCAACGAAGUUCAAAAGGAGCGAGCGCAAACAUUUCAGCUGCUGGAACCCAAUACAUGAUUGUCGAUAUUGGUGGAGGAACAGCUGAUAUAACAGUUCAUGAAAAACAGAGAGAUAAAUCACUCAAAGAAAUUGCACCACCCAGCGGAGGUCCAUGGGGAGGCACAGAAGUUGACAACUCUUUUCUGGAAUUUCUGGCAUCAGUAGUAUCUGACGAGGUUAUGGAUACAUUUAAAGAGCACCAAAUGGCAGAUUAUCUCGAUAUUUUGAGAGAGUUCGAAACAAAGAAACGUUCAAUAGAGACCACAAGUUCUCGUAAAAUCCUGAUAAAAAUUCCCGCUAGCCUGAAGGAAAUAUUUGAAGAGCAUGGAAAGACUAUGGCGUCAGUAAAAGAAUUAUUUGGCGACAAGGUUGAUUGGAAAGGGGAUAAAAUGAGAAUUGAUGCUGAAAUAAUAAAGAACAUGUUCUCCAUGCCGGUACAGAAACUGGUGUACCAUGUUAGAAGUAUUUUGGCAAGCAGACAGAUGAGAAACGUUAGAUCAAUCAUCUUGGUUGGUGGUUUUGCAGAAAGUCCUUACGUCCAAGAUACAAUUAAAGAAUCGUUUGGAGAAAAGACCAUCGUAAUUCCACAAGAUUGUGGUCUAGUUGUUUUGAAAGGUGCUGUUGUGUUUGGACACAAACCGAGUUCUAUUUCUUCAAGAAUUGCUAGGUACACAUACGGCCUAGAACUAGCAGUGCCAUUUGAUAAGAGCAUUCAUCCUGAAGAAUAUCGCCUAGAGCAUAAAGAUGGCGAUUUUUGUGACUUUGGGUUUUGGAAAGCAGUUGUGGUUGGUACGAGCAUCUCUCCGGGUCAAAGAGUAUCGCGAAUUGGUCGUCCUUUUGAGGAUUAUCAAGAUCAUGUCAAAUAUGGUAUUUUCAGAUCCACACGGCCUAAUACGAUUCUUGUAAUAGAAGAAGACUGUGAAAAAAUUGGGGAUGUUUGCAUGGAGCUUGAUUCAUCAAAACCUUCAAAAGACAAUACAUAUGACCAAACGUUUGUAUUUGGUGACACCGAAAUAAAGUUUUGUACGACAAAUCAUGUCACUGGCGAAGAAAUGCAAGUAUAUUUAGAGUAUUAGAUAAUAUAUCGAUUACAUACUUUCUUUACUUGUAGAUAAAUAUGUGUUAUCGGGAAUCGAAAUGGUUGUUGUCUGAUCCAAUGUUGCCAUUCUUAAAACGUACGCUUUGAUAUUCCGCGCAUUAUAUAGUGAAAUCAUUAAGAAUAUGUGCAUUAUUUGGUCAUUAGUUUAAGAAUGGGACAUUUUGAUCAUUCCUUUUGUAUAAAUUCAUGAGCAAGUUUCUAAGCCUGUUCCAUUAAACAAUGGAUAGGCAAAACAAUGCGUGUAUCAAAUGUGUGUUUUCAAUAUAUAUAUAAAAUAUGUACACUACUAUAUCAUAUAAUAAAAGUCAU
Mya arenaria is the source of this 2163-nucleotide messenger RNA. Its product is annotated as heat shock 70 kDa protein 12A-like. The record is from RefSeq and is a predicted model, not a curated record. Gene Ontology annotation, molecular function: ATP binding; ATP-dependent protein folding chaperone. The transcript has 5 exons. NCBI's taxonomy places the organism in Eukaryota, Metazoa, Mollusca, Bivalvia, Myida, Myidae. The coding region runs from base 113 to 1831 and encodes 572 amino acids.